AUGAGAAAAUUCAAGAAAUCAAUAUCAAUCACAAAGCAAAAUCUAAUGGAAAAAACUGGUAAUAAAGAAAAUACACUCGAACCAGAUCAAAUGAAGGAAUUAGAAAAACAAGUUACAGAUACAAAGGAUUAUUUAAGAAAAUUAACAAAAUCUGUCGAAAAAGAAACUUUAAGCUCAGGUUUAUCAAUCCAAGAUGGUACAGAGUUAGCAGAUAAUUUUAUUGAUUAUAGCGUUUAUGUCAGAGAAAAUCAAACUGAUAUGGUAAUUUUAUCUGGUAUUUUAUCGAAAAUUGGUGAAUUUCAAGCUGGUUUUGAAGAUUUAAAAGCUAAAUUAAACUCAUCUUUAAUUAAUGAUGUUAGUGACCCAUUAAAAUCAAUUAUAAAAACCGAAUUAAAACAAGCAAAAGAAUCUAAAAAAGAAUAUGAUAGAGUUAGAAUUGGAUUUGAUGCACAAUUAUCAGAGUUACAAACUUUAAAGAAACAAAAGAAUGUUAAACCACAAAAGAUUCAAGAAUGUGAAGAUGAAUGUGAAAGAUUAAGAACAAAUUUUGAAAGAGUUGGUAUCGAUACAACAUGCCUUUUACAAGAUACAAAUGUUAUUACAGAAUUUGAAACUGUCGAAAAACUUUGUGACUAUUUAGAUAGUUAUCAUACAUUCUUCCAAAAAGGUUAUAGAUGGCUAGCCCAAAUGAUUCCAGAUAUUUAUGAAUACCGUCUUUAUGUAGAAAAGAGAAAGGCCGAAUUAGAAAAAUCUAAAGUACGUAUUUCAAUGAUGGUUUCACCACAAAAGCAACAACAAGAUGCCAUCUCUAAAUCCAAAAUUUUUGGUGAAGAUCUUUCUGUCAUUCUCCAAAGAGAAGGUUCUAUCAUUCCAAGAUUUGUCACCAGAGCUUUCCAAGCAAUUAGAAACCACAUUUCAACUGAAGAAGGUCUUUUCCGUUUAUCUGGUACAAAGAGAAUUAUUUUCGAAUACAAAGCUAAAAUCGACGAAGGCAAGGAGUAUAAUUUAAAUGAAAUAAGUGAUAUUCAUGUCGUUUGUAAUCUUGUUAAAAUGUUCCUUAGAGAAUUACAACCAGAGCCACUUCUCACCUACAGUCGUUAUAACGAACUCAUCGAUACCUGCAAUAUUGAAGACUCAAAUCAACGUGUCGAAAAGAUUACCAAAAUCCUUCAAUCACUACCAAAACACUACUUUACUCUUUUACAUCAUUUAAUUCAUCUCUUACACCAAAUCUCAACACAACCUAAAUCAAAAAUGGGUCCUGCUAAUUUAGCUACAGUCGUUGGUCCAAAUAUUUUAAUUUGCCAAACUGAUGUUGUUUUAGAAGAUAUCGCUUUAGGUAAUAUGGUCGUUACAACUAUUAUUCAAAAUUUUGAAAAAAUAUUUGGUGGCGAACCUGAAAUUAUUGUCGAUAGUGCUCCAGCUUUUACUUCAUCCCAAACAACUCCAACAUUUAAUAAUAAUCAACGUUUACCACCACCAGUUUAUAACAAUAAUAACAAUAGUACCAUAAACCUUAAUAAGGAUGACGACGAAGAACCAUAUGAUCCAAAUGCCCCUCCAAUUUACUCUGGUGUACCAAUGAAAGGUAAUAAUUUACACCAUUCAGAUUCUUGUUCAACUUUAGAUGAUAGCUUUGAUUCAGAUAAUGCUGUGGAGUUAUCAGAUUAA
This is a messenger RNA of Dictyostelium purpureum, 1671 nucleotides long. RefSeq lists its product as uncharacterized. Bases 1 to 1671 code for a protein of 556 amino acids. Gene Ontology annotation, biological process: signal transduction; regulation of GTPase activity. The record is from RefSeq and is a predicted model, not a curated record. Gene Ontology annotation, molecular function: protein binding. The transcript has 3 exons. Gene Ontology annotation, cellular component: cytoplasm. NCBI's taxonomy places the organism in Eukaryota, Evosea, Eumycetozoa, Dictyosteliales, Dictyosteliaceae.